AUGACGGAACCCUCGGAAAUACGUGACCAGUUGCAACAGCUACGUGCUCUUGCUGCAGAGAUCUGUGUUAAUAGAGUUUGUGCACGAUCGCGUGCGGUGUACCGGAACUCCUACAUGCGCUUUCUUAGGCUUCCUACCGACCAGAAGCUGCUGCGGGCUGCUGUGUCACGAGCGUUGGAUGGCGAUAUCACUCAGCCUCCGCUACGUUCUCAAGAAUUGGAAGCGGGAGAUUUCGUCGCUUGGUUGCCCACACUGCGUACAACUGCUGGUGCUCAGCUUAGCUUCAACGCCUCGAACACGCAUCGCGCUGGUCUCUUCAACCUCUCUCGAGUAUACAAAGAGCGUAUGUCGACGACACUGGAGCAGGGACUCACAGAUCAAUUUAGGGGUCUUAACCCUUUCGCGAGCCACUUUAGUGAACUAUAG
This is a messenger RNA of Phytophthora nicotianae INRA-310, 426 nucleotides long. RefSeq lists its product as hypothetical. The coding region runs from base 1 to 426 and encodes 141 amino acids. The transcript is spliced from 2 exons. The record is from RefSeq and is a predicted model, not a curated record. Lineage: Eukaryota; Oomycota; Peronosporomycetes; Peronosporales; Peronosporaceae.